CUUCUCUCUCUGUCUCUGGUAAUUUUUUUUUUGUUUGGGGGACAGUAGGCUUCUUCAGUUCUUCUAUCCGACGCCCUUCCUCUUUCUCGUACUCCUCUCUCCGCGUCGCACCUUAAUCAUCUGUAUCGCUGUCUGUAUCACACGCUCCCGGAGGUAUGCGCUCUUCCUUUAUCGUACACCUCCCUCCCCCUCCCCCAUUCCUGAUCAUUCCUUCCAAGGCUAGAUUUUCGCUUCUCCGCCAAACCCUAAUUUGAAACCCGAUUCGUUUUGUAUUAGUGUUCGAGCGAUAAGUGUUGCGUUCAGAUUGUGCAUUUCCUUUCGUUUGUUAAUGUGGUUCCUUUUUUUGUUUGUGGGUCAUUUGAUCAGGGCUAGAAGGAGGUCCUACUCGGGAUUUAGCAGUUUGAUCUGUAGAGCUAUAACAGAGGGAAGUAAGGAACAGUAUUUUCUUCUGUUGUUGGGGUAUAUUUGUUUUAGGUUAGUGGUGGUUUGUUAUUUGAUGCGUGGGCGGCGAUCUGAAUCCGCCGUACUGCUGAAUAGUCUGGGUCGGACCCUGAGAUGGCCAAUCCCGGAGUCGGGACUUCCAAGUUUGUGUCUGUAAAUCUGAACAAGUCUUAUGGCCAUCAACAACAGUACCACCACAGUACCCAGUAUCAUUCGGGCUCUUCUUACGGGGCCAAUCGGGCUAGGCCUGGGGGUGGCGGAGGAGGAGGGAUGGUUGUGCUUUCACGCCCUCGUAGCUCACAAAAGACUGCUGGGCCGAAGCUUUCUGUUCCACCCCCCUUGAAUCUACCCUCACUCAGAAAGGAACAUGAGAAGUUUGAUUCUGUAGGGGUGGUUGGAGGGCAUGCUGGCACUGGCUCUGGAAAUGGUCCCCGGCCUAGUUCUUCUGGCAUUGGUUGGACCAAGCCUGCAGCUAGCCAGCAAGAGAAAGAAGGGUUGGGUGCUGGUGGAGGCGAUGGUUCAGCUCAUAAUAAUGCAGGACAGAACCUUGUUAUUGAUCAAGGAUCAAGUGAGGCAGUUAAUGGGUUUAGCAAGGCCCGUGUAUACACGCCGCCUUCUGCACCCCCGAGGGUUUCAGCAGCAUCUGCUCCUACUCAAGGUUAUCCUGUAGCUGAAAAAGUGACAAUGUUGAGAGGUGAGGAUUUCCCUUCCUUACAAGCAGCAUUGCCUGUCAAUACAGGUCUUGAAAAGAAGCAGAAGGAUGGCUUUAGUCAGAAACAAAAACAGAUGCAGGGUGAGGCAACUGGUCAUCGAGAAGUGGACAGUUCUGUUAUGAGCAGCCGUGUCGACAUGCGCCCACAAUUUCAGUCUGGAAGUAAUGCUGGCAGUGGGGUUGGAGAAAGUAAUGGUUCAAAUCGUGGUUUGAGUGGUUCGGUUAUUUCAGGAAAUGACCGUAGGCAGGAGGAUUACUUUCCUGGACCCUUGCCAUUAGUUCGGCUGAAUCCCAGGUCAGAUUGGGCAGAUGAUGAACGUGAUAUAGGGCAUGUAGUGUCAGAGAGGGGCAGGGAUCAUGGGUUCCCUAGGGGUGAAGUUUACUGGGAUAGGGAUUUCGAUUUCCCAAGACCUAGUGUCCUACCCCAGAAACCAUUGCAUACUAAUAACUUUGACCGGAGGAUACAACGUGACAAUGAAACUGGAACCAUCUCGUCCAGUGAAGUCGUAAGGGUAGAUGUUCCUAGCAGAAAUCUGAGAUCCUCGAGCAUUGAUGGACGAGAAGGGAACUCAUGGAGAUCUUCCUCAUCUCUUUCUAAAGAUGGAUAUACUGGACAGGAGCAUGGCAAUGAUAAAAAUAAUAAUUUUCGUGGUAAAAUAUCUACUCUAAACGGAGAUACUACUAGGGACAACAAGUAUGUGUCGUCACAUUCCUAUGCUGAUAUGGGAAGGAAGGAUGUAGGAUAUGGGCAGGGAAUGAGACAGCCUUGGAGCAGUUCAUCUGAGUCAGCUGGUAGUCGAGGGCCUGAAUGGAUGCAUCGAGACCGAUCAGGAAACGAGCAUCAUAACCGAUACAGAGAUGACACUCACCACAAUAGUUUCACACAGAAAUCAUCAUUCUCUUCUGGUGGUAAAGGAAUCUCCGUUAAUGAUCCCAUACCGAAUUUCGGAAGGGAGAAACGGUCGUUCUCAAAAAGUGAGAAGCCUUAUCUAGAGGAUCAUUUCAUGAAGGAUUAUGGGGUGGGUUUUGAUGGACGAGAUCCACUUUCUGGCGCUCUUGUAGGGCUUGUAAAGAAGAAGAAGGAUGUCGUUAAACAGACUGAUUUUCAUGAUCCUGUUCGAGAUUCUUUUGAGGCUGAACUUGAGAGGGUUCAGAAGAUGCAGGAACAGGAGCGUCAGCGGAUAAUUGAAGAACAGGAAAGGACUAUGGAGCUAGCUCGUAGAGAAGAAGAGGAAAGGAUGCGGAUAGCCAGAGCACAAGAAGAACAACAGAAGCGAUUGGAAGAAGAAGCAAGAGAAGCUGCAUGGAGGGUGGAACAUGAGCGGUUGGAAGCCAUUCGAAGGGCAGAAGAACUAAGGAUAGCCAGAGAGGAGGAUAAGCGAAGGUUUCUUCUGGAGGAGGAGAGGAGGAGACAGGCUGCGAAGCAGAAGCUUCUGGAAUUGGAGGAAAGGAUGGCUAGGAGGAAUGCUGAGGGGGCAGAAGGUGUGAAUAAUUGUUCUUCGGGUGGUGUUGAUGAAAGCACAAUGGAGACGGCGGAGGAAACAAGUGCUUCCAAGUUGGGAGAUAUGAGUGACUGGGAAGAAGGUGAAAGAAUGGUGGACAGGAUCACUACAUCAGCUUCUUCUGAUUUGCCUGGCAUGAAUAGGCCAUUUGACUUGGGUUCAAGGCCUUACUUUUCUAGAGAAAGCUCUUCGGUAUUUAUGGACCGAGGGAAGGCUAUGAAUCCGUGGAAGAGAGAUCCAUUCGACAAUGGUAACACCUCAGCCUUCAUACCACAGGACCAUGGAAAUCAUCAUAGUCCUAGGCAAGAUAUUUCUGGAGGCAGAGGCUUUCCUAAAAGGGAAUUUUAUGGUGGACCUGGUUUACUGCCCUCAAGUGCUUACCCUAAGGGAGGGAUCCUUGAUCCCCCAACUGAUGAUUUCGGUCAAUUUAAAGGUCCAAGAUGGAAUACAUCUGGUGAAGGAGAUCGUUAUAGCAGAAACUUAGAGACUGCACCUGAUUUCAGUGAGAACUUUGCGGAGAGAUUUGGUGAUGAGGGCUGGGGAUAUGGUCGACCUCGUGGUAAUUUUUAUCCGCCAUACCAUGAGCGAGUUUACCAAAGCCCGGAGUCGGAUGGCCUUUAUCCGUUUGCUAGGCCAAGGUACUCUAUGAGGCAGCCUCGGGUGUUACCACCCCCGUCUAUUAGUUCAAUGCAGAGAAGUGAUUUCAGGGGGGUGAAUAAACAUUCCGGAGCUUCCUCUCUCGUUGAAAGUGAGAGACAGUACAGUCAAGGUGCUCGAGAUGAAGUUACCAUGCAACCAAGGUAUGACAGCAGUUACACAGACAAUCUCAGUGGAGCUGAAGCAUUUGGUACUCUGCAAGAUACACGGGAUAAUGAGGUUGAGAAACUUGAGAGAAGUGCAGAGAUAUGUGAGUCACAGUCUUCACUGUCCGUUUCCAGCCCUCCUGAUUCUCCAGUUCAGCUCUCUCAUGAUGAGUUGGAUGAUUCUCUUGGAUCUCCUGUAUCCACCAGUAAAGGGAAAGAUGAAGCCUUGUUGAGAGAUAUGAAGGAAUCUACAGCCUUGCCUACAGAUGUUGAGAAAGAUAACACGAUAAGUGGCACGAGCGUCAUGUCCACUGGAGAUGAUGAAGAAUGGGCAAUUGACAACGAUCACCAGCUACAAGAGCAAGAAGAAUAUGAUGAAGAAGAUGGUUAUGGCGAGGAAGACGAAGUGCAUGACGGUGAAGAGGACAAUAUCAACUUGACUCAAGAGUUUGAAAGUUUGCAUAUGGAGGAGAAAGAUUCCGCUGACAUGGUUCAAAACUUAGUGUUGGGUUUCAAUGAAGGGGUUGAGGUUAAGUUGCCAGAUGAUGAGCUAGAAAGAACCUCUGGAAAUGAUGAAGCUAUGUUUCUCGUAUCACAGGUUCCUGUUGAAAGUACGGAUGCCCUGGGUUCCUGUCCUGGACAGAGUACUCAACCGGUGGAUAGUACUUCUCAUAGUAAUGCUGAGUGUUCUUCGAGAAUCUUCCAGGACACUGAAAAGGGUUUGCAUGUUUUAGCAAUUCAAUCGACAAGUUCUCCCCAGUCCGUAGCAGCUUCUGAGCUGGCUAACCAGCUGGAUCCUUCUAAUACCGCUGGUUUAUCUACCCAGCCCCAGGUCCUUUACUCUGCAGCUCAGACUUCUACAUCCUCUGUUCCUCCUGCUUCAACUCAGCCCGAGGUGCCUGUUAAGCUUCAGUUUGGUCUGUUUUCAGGUCCUUCUCUUAUACCAUCACCUGUCCCAGCUAUACAAAUUGGCUCCAUUCAGAUGCCUCUUCAUCUGCAUCCCCCAGUUGGUCCAUCUCUGAGUCAUAUGCACCCAUCACAGGCUCCCCUCUUUCAGUUUGGCCAACUGAGGUAUACAUCUCCUAUUUCACAGGGGAUUUUACCUUUGGGUCCACAAUCCAUGUCCUUCAUUCAACCAACUGUCCCUUCCAAUUUUUCUUUGAAUCAGAACAUGGUAGGUUCUUUACCUCUACAGCCUGGUCAAGAUGUUUCAGCUCAGAGCUUUAUUAAAAGUGAGGCUAUGUCUUUAUCAAUGGAUAACCAACCAGGCAUCACGCCGAGGCAAUCAGACUUGUCACAAGGUAUAUUGUCGAAAGACAAGGGUAACAUUGUUGGUAAUGUACAGCAGAGCUGUGGAGAUCCUUCCCAAUCAAUUGACAUAUUUCCGAGACCCGAGCCAUCUUUGCAACUGGAAGAUUCAUUUGUGAAAAGUUUACCACGAACUGGAACUGUGUUCUCUCGGUCAGUUUCAAAAGAAAAAGAUCAUCCUAGUAUGUCAAGGGGUGCAGGGGUUAGUACAUCAAGUGGGAGAGGAAAAAGAUACAUCUUCCAAAUGAAAAAUUCUGGCCCAAGAUCAUCAUUUCAAACUCCUGAAGCCUCUCGUAUAGACUCUAAUGUGGGUUUCCAGAGAAGACCUCGUCGCCAGAGAACUGAAUUUCGAGUUCGGGAAAGUUUUGAUAAAAAGCAAUCUAUUGGGGUGGUUUCAAUGCAAGAUGACAGGUCUAACAUCAUUGGUAGGGGAGGUGGAGCAAGAGGUGGUUCCAGGAGGGUGUUUAUCUCAAAUAGACAACCAAAACAAUCAGGUGAUUCAGAAGGCUUCACUUCUCGGCCUGUUGUUAGCACACGAGAAGUAGAUCCUGGAAACAGGGCUGGGAAGGCUGCCAGUGGAAAAGAGCCUCUAAGAAAGAGUCAGAACAUUUUGCAUUCUGGAGAAGAUGUUGAUUCUUCUUUGCAGAGUGGAGUAGUCCGUGUUUUUGAGCAACCUGGCAUAGAAGCUCCAAGUGAUGAUGAUGACUUCAUUGAGGUGAGGUCAAAAAGGCAAAUGUUGAAUGAUCGCCGUGAGCAGAGAGAGAAGGAAAUUAAGGCCAAAGCUCGUGUUUCCAAGAUUCAAAGGAAAGAUCGUUCUACUUCACGCAAUAGUUUCUGCCUUGCCUCCUCAAACAAAGUUACUGUCGCUGGAGAAACAUCAAACGUAAUACGUUCAGGUGCUCUCAGGCAAGGAAAUGUACUGACAGAUGUUGAAAUUUCAGUAGGGUUCACUGCCCCUGUGGUGGCUCAGCAAUUACCUCCAAUUGGUACUCCUUCACUAAAAACUGAUGCUCCGGCACCGGCAGAUGUUAGGGCUCAGAAAAUCAAGCCCACUCAGUCGAGCUCUGUACUUCUUGUGCCAGACAAUGGAAAGAAACUAGUCUCUGGCUCAAUGUUUGAUGGAAAUGACAAGGUUCUAGAUAAUGGACAGGCAUCUUUGGGUUCUUGGGGCAAUCCACAACUUAAUCAGCAGGUUAUGGCUUUGACUCAAACUCAACUUGAUGAGGCUAUGCAGCCUGGACAGUUUGAUUCUGCUCCUUCUGUUGGAGAUCCUUCUAGUGCAAUGGAUGAGCCCAGCUUACCAUCAUCAUCAAUCUUGAGCAAAGAAAAACCAUUCUCUUCUUCUGCUGCUAGCCCCAUCAACUCGUUGCUCGCUGGGGAGAAAAUUCAAUUUGGUGCAGUUACAUCCCCUACAAUUCUACAUCCAAGCAGCCGUGCUAUUCUUCCUCCUGUGCCAUCUCGAUCGGACAUCCAGCUUUCUCACAACCUGUCUGCAGGAGAAAUUGACCGCUCUCUGUUCUUUGAAAAAGAAAAACUUUCUUCUAGCAAAGCCGGUGCUCAUUUGGAUGAGGGCAAAGCUGAAGCAGAAGCAGAGGCAGCUGCCUCAGCUGUUGCAGUUGCAGCCAUAAGCAAUGAUGAGACCGAUGGGAGUAGGUUAGGGUCUGGACCUGUAUCUGCCACGGACUCUAAGGUUUAUGGUGGAGUUGAUCUCAAUGGUGUACCUAGUGAUCAGCCAUCCACAAGUCAUUCUAGAGCUGAGGAUUCUCUUAGUGUGGCUCUUCCUGCAGAUCUAUCUGUUGAAAACCCUCCAAUAUCAUUUUGGCCAACACUACCCAGCCCUCACAAUUCUUCUUCAAGUCAGUUACUUUCUCAUGUUCCUGGUGGCCCCCAUCAUUUCCCGUUCUAUGAGAUGAAUCAUCCCAUGUUGGGUGGGCCCAUCUUUGCAUUCGGUCCACAUGACGAAUCUGCAACUCAGUCGCAGCAGUCCCAGAAGAGUAUUAAUGGGUCAGUUUCUGGUCCAGUAGGGACAUGGCAACAUCACUCUGGUGUGGAUUCAUUCUAUGGCCCACAUCCAGGAUUCUCUGGCCCGUUCAUAACUCCUCCCCCGGGGAGCAUUCCGGGUGUUCAGGGUGCACCACACAUGGUUGUCUACAAUCACUUUGCUCCAGUUGGGCAGUUUGGGCAAGUCGGGUUGAGUUUCAUGGGGACUACUUAUAUUCCAUCUGGGAAACAACCUGAUUGGAAGCAUAAUCCAGCUUCUUCUCCAAUGGGAGUCGGUGAAGCAGUAGACAUGAUUAACUUGAAUGCUGCUAUUUCAGCCCAGCGGAAUGCCAGCAACAAUAUGCUUCCUCCCAUCCAGCAUCUUGCCCCUGGCUCCCCUCUCAUGCCCAUGGGUUCCCCAUUGGCCUUGUUUGACGUAUCCCCUUUCCAGUCAUCACCUGAUAUGCCAGGCCAGGCUCGUUGGUCGCAUGCUCCAUCAUCAACGCUUCAAUCUGCUACAGUAUCGGCACCAUUGCAGCAUUCCCAGACAGAAGCUGUGCUUCCCCCUCAGUUUUCCCGUGGACCUGCAGUCGACCAAUCACUGGCCAGCAACAGAUUCACUGAAUCACACCAGCAACAGCAGCAGCAGCCAGCCUCAGAUAACGGCAGGAACUUGACUGAUUCUGCAACAACCACACGGCUGCCAGAAGUACGCGGGACAAGUGCUGGCAAUUCUUCAACGCAGGCCACCGUGACCAAGAUCUCGUCAGAUGGUGGGAAGACGGAUGGUGUUAAGAAUAACAACAGCACUGUUGGGCCAAACUUCAAGCCCCAGCAGCCUCAUCAGAAGAAUACGUCGUAUGGGGGUGGCUCAUCUGGGUAUAACAACUAUCAGAGGGGCGGUGGAGUUUCGCAGAAGAGUAGCUCUGGGGGAGAAUGGUCUCAUCAGCGAAGAAUGGGAUACCAAGGAAGGAGUAAUCAAUCUCUUGGCACGGAGAAGAGCUAUCCUUCGAAGAUGAAGCAGAUUUAUGUGGCCAAGCAGACUUCAACAACGACGACGGGGACUUCGUCGAAUGGAAGCAGUUGAGGUUGAGACUUGCUGGGGGCUUACGUAACAAUUGUUAGUGAGUUUUUGCUUGGUUCUGUAAUGUUUUUUUUUUUUGGGCAUUCCGAGUGGUGUGGUAUUACACCCAGUCAAAAGAAAAGAAGGCCUAGGGGCCUUUGCAAAACGCAACAUGUUUUAGGAAUUCUUUAGGAAGAGAAGAGAGAAGUGUAGUUGCAUAAGGGUAGGAAUGCCAGGUGUUGUUUUCCUCAAUUGGGGUUUGGGUUCCAGUUUUGUGUAUCAUCAUUCUUGGGCUUGUGAUGAGCAACCUAAUUGUAAUUUUGCUUCUUGGGGUUCUUGGUUAUGAGAUAGUUAACCCUCCCGCGCCUUGGUAGAUUCUCUCGUUCUACUCUAAAUUUAGGAAGAAUGACAAUAUGCUAUAAUUUGCGCGGUUUAUGAAAUAAGUAGCACGAAGGAAGUCGUGAAAUUGGUUGACGCCAUAACUAUCUAUCCCAUAUCAGACAUUCCCUAGGUGAGCCCGCUGCAUACAAACAAACAAGGGUAUCUUAU
This is a messenger RNA of Linum trigynum, 8358 nucleotides long. The record is from the annotation of a GenBank genome assembly. NCBI's taxonomy places the organism in Eukaryota, Viridiplantae, Streptophyta, Magnoliopsida, Malpighiales, Linaceae.